This is a messenger RNA of Trichophyton rubrum CBS 118892, 2397 nucleotides long. RefSeq lists its product as uncharacterized. The coding region runs from base 285 to 1148 and encodes 287 amino acids. Lineage: Eukaryota; Fungi; Ascomycota; Eurotiomycetes; Onygenales; Arthrodermataceae. The record is from RefSeq and is a predicted model, not a curated record. Gene Ontology annotation, biological process: retrograde vesicle-mediated transport, Golgi to endoplasmic reticulum. The transcript has a single exon.
GAUUAUAUUAACCCGAUUCGGCGUCAAUUUGACAGUCACGUGGAACAUCUUUUGUCCAGCCCUAACGUCACUCACAGUAAAUAAAACAAAGGGUCUCAAAGGUGACAAGUGACAGAGAGAAAAGCAGAGAGAAAGACAGAGAAAAGCGUAACGAUGGCUGAGGUAGAAGAAACGAAGACCCAGCGAGCAGCUCGCCUAAGGCGGGAGAAGCGAGCUGCGAAGAUAGCGGCCACUGGAAAUGCGCGAUUAGACAAGAUAACAGGUAUCAGUGGCCGUUCAAUGUCAUGUAUGUUGUUCCCAGCUCAAUUACGCUCUUUGAAGCUUUGCUAAUGGUGGUGUUUAUAGUUCGUGAGGAUUCCCCAUCUGCUAGAAACACUCCAAGCCCUCCAAGAUAUGCCUCUCCUCCCGCACAAUCGCCGCCACGGCAACAGCCACCGUUGGGAACGUCUACUGGGCUAGGAAUGCCCCCCAAUACCGGAGAUAGCUCCCCACAGUCUAUCAAGGAGAAAGAGGAGUAUAUAAGGGCCCUUCUUCGAUCUCAACAGCCACCUCCCUCGGCAGGAGACAACGCAGAUCCAACGACAAAACUUCUUAGCAAUCUACUUGGUAUGCCUCCACCAGGAGCUGGCAUGACAACUCCAGGGGGAACACCUUCCUUCCAGCCCACUACUGGUGAUGCUCCAGAGCUCUCUCCCAAUGAAAUAGCUUCGGCCCUUGGAAUCUCCCCUUCCAUGGCCAAUAUUUUUCUGCAAGCCAAAGCUGGGCCCGUCUCGCCCUCCGCCCAACGGAACAACUCGAUAUGGAAAGCCGCUCAUAUCGUCUUUGCAACGGCUACAAGUUUAUAUUUCUUGGUGCUUCUGCAGUCAACUAUUAAUCUUUAUGGUGGCGGCGAUCGACUACCGCCUCCCGCAACCGUGCAGAACCCGUUUCUUAUCCUCAUUAUGGGCGAGUUGCUACUUAUUGGGGCACGGGAAAUAUUUAUGAAUAAUGAUGGCAAUGGAGCCGGUAAUGGUGUGAUCGGUGUGCUCAAGACGAGCAGACGAGUGCUAUCUGACAUUCUAAGGGACGGCAAGGUAAUGAUUUUUAUACUGGGCAUCGGGUCCCUAUGGAUGAAUAACUGGGGGAAGGUCAAAACGGAACAAGAUUAGAACGUAGGGAUCAUCGGCGGAUAGGGCCUAUGAUUGAUUGACUUAUGAUAUAUGAUGAUGAUACUCCAUGAAAUUGUUUUCUGUGUAUUGAUUCCCGUAUGACGACGAGUAAUACCGCCUCGACGGGACAAAACUGCCGCCAAGAAAGCUUGACUAGAUAUAAGCUGCGAGUUUUGAAUGUGCUAUGGAGAUAUCUAACCUUCAAGCCUUUAUCAAACAUACAUCUUCAUUCCCCCAAAUCACCGCAGUGGACUUACCCGUCCGACCUAGUCGGAGUUUCAUAUAGAGAUAGGUUAAUCUUCCCAUGGAAAAGCAUCAGUAACAUCCUAAGGAAUAUCUAUUGGAUACGUUCCCCUCGCUGGAGCUGGACAGUUGAAGAGCCUGCAUGUCUUACCACCUCUUCAACCUUUUGGCUUAGUGGUUGAUGAGUGCUGUGGGGGGGUAUUAGUGUAGGGGCAUGGUUUAGAAUAUUACUUCUUUGGUUUAUUCACAGGAGGAGCAGGCGGGAAUCAUCCGAAUCUUACCAAUGACUGGUCUUUUUCUGGGCUAUAUAGCUAUAGAAAAUGGGUUAGUAUGCUGUAUUGACUAUGUAGAAGAUUCCACUAUUUAUCUAACUUGGGCCUUUAUACUCAUGGAUGGAUGAUACGACAAGAAUAACGACAGGCCGAGUGAUUUUCGGUCCACGCACUGCCGAAUAACACCUGUGAGAUAGAUGGCCAGGGCGUAUAUAUCCACUACAGUGACCAACUAAGGCAGACAAAACUUGGAGUCGUAGAGUAGGCGGAAUGAGAUGCCGAGAGAUGCUUUGCAGCUUCAACUGAUAGAUCAACUGACAAUGGGUUGCAGAAGAUUGCAGAGUGCCUAGCUGUAUACUUCAUAGAACCGUCCAGCAUUCUGAACAGGCAUGUAUGUAACCCUGCUGCAUGCUGUGUUGCUACCUAGCCCCUCGGUGGCUUGCCUGUGUCACUGCAGCAAGGGACCUCUAGCGUAUCCCACCAGCAUCCCAUAAAUCUUCUUGUCUCGGCGCUUCCGUGGUUUUCGUCCUGGCUUCAUCGUGAUCAGUAAAAGCUGGACGGAGUAACUGCUCCGUGCUGCUCCGUGGUUAUAUUUGGCGUAGUAUGAUUCGCCUUGAGUUGUUUCGGUUGAAUGGAGGGACCCCGCAUAACCAUUAACUAGUUAACUAUGUAGCUAGUCGGCGAACUAGUAGGGAGCCGCUCUCGGGAAACCAUCAUCAGGAGGUGACAGCGGG